Molecule: messenger RNA, 1569 nt
Organism: Trichomonas vaginalis G3
Lineage: Eukaryota; Parabasalia; Trichomonadida; Trichomonadidae
Exons: 1
Coding region: 1-1569 (522 amino acids)
Source: RefSeq, a predicted model, not a curated record
AUGAAUGAAAUGCCACGGCCAACAUUUAGAAAGACUUUCCGAUCUGAAGCUUCCGGAUUAGAUUUUGGAGAGGAAACUCUGUAUCUCCCAAAAAAAGUUUCUUGUGGAACACCAACUUUGCAAGAUAUGAUGAAGGCAUUUGUUCAGUAUGAACAAAAAAACGAGCCAAAAAAUCAAUUAAAUUUAUUCAACGAUGCUGAAGAAGCAAAUGAUGUAACAGAAAAACAAUUAUCUCCGAUUUUUACAAAAAAGACAAUUUCAAAUAAAAUAAAUAACAGCAAAGGAGAUUCAGAUGACAGUAGUUUCUCAAUAGAGUUUGAUGAACUUGUUAAAAAGGCUCCAAAGUUUGAUUCAACAACAGAAAUUAAUGAUAUCGGUAGCGUUUAUCAGCCUAAAAGCAUUUCUAAACCAGCAUCAAGAUACCAACCGAACCGCGUUACUUUUAAUGAAAAUCACUCAGCAAGCGAUAUAAAUACUCAAAAUCUCAACAUUUUCUUUUCAAAACAGAAGAAUAUUGAAUUCGAUGUAACAGAUGAACAACAGCCAUUUCAAAGUAGUAAUUUACUUUCAGUAUCAUCGCUCAAUAAAAGAAGAUUAUCUCGUACAAACGUCGAUACAUUUUUCAAGUCAACUCAUGUUAUCGAUCCUAUUCAAGUAUCCCUCCCUAUCAAAGUUAAUCAAGUUCCAACAUCAAAAUACAUAAAUCAACUUAAAUCUAUGACAGCAGAGCUUAAAUCAAUUACAAAAGAUUUAAGGAAGGCCAUUAGUGUUAAGCUAAAUGAAAUUGCAGAUGAACCUCCUGAAAUUAUGCUAAAAUAUCCAAAUUUAACAAGCGAUCAGACAGCUGGCAUCAUUCAGAGCAUUUCUACAAUGAAAGAGUUCUAUUCCAAUGUUGCUACAGCACAUUGUCUCGAAAGACUCCUUGAAGUUGACAAGACAGCUCAAUCAGAAGUAUUAAAACUUUCAAAUGUAGUUAAUCCUCUUAAAGCAACAAUAGGAAAGGCCCAAAAUCAAUUAGGAACUAAAAGAUUUACUCGUGAUGAUGUUCUGAAGAUUUGCAACGAUAUAGAAAAUCAAAAGAAUCAAAAAAGUGACGAAGAAUACAAAAUCCUUUAUAAUUUACUUGUUUCUUCGAUUCCAUUUAAAGUUAACAGUAUCUUUACAAAGAGAGACACUCCUUCUGUAACGAUAACAAAUGGUUCUAAAGUAGAAAGAACAAAUUCGACUUCGGCAAAUGAUUUUUAUACUGAUAUAUCAAUUGCAAACAGAAACAUGAAAUUGAUUACAGAAAUUCGUGAAAUAACAAAGAUGGUUCCACAUGUUAUAUUUGAUGGAAGGUCUCUUACUUUUCUUAUAUCAAGUGAUAGAAAGAAACUGAGAUUUGCUGUUAAUUUGAGAAUUCCUGAUCAAUAUCCUUGGAUGAAGUUGAUAUUGGUUGCUGUUAGAGCUGAUUUUGGUGUUACUGAGAAUGAUGGGAGGAAUUACAUUGCUAAUGUUUUAGGUCAGAUUCAACUUGGCCCGAAGCAAAUUAAAAGAUUUGUUGAUACAUUAAUUAAUAAGUAUUGUUAA